GGAGGGCGGGGCUGACGAGGCCAGAGGAGCAGCGGCUGGACGCGGGCGCGGAGCUGGGCCUCGGCGGGCGCCGGGCAGCUGUGUCUGUGUCUUGACGUAAGGCCCACUGGGAACAAUGCCUCCUCCAUCGGACAUUGUUAAAGUGGCUAUUGAAUGGCCAGGUGCUAACGCCCAGCUCCUUGAAAUCGACCAGAAACGGCCUCUGGCAUCCAUCAUCAAGGAAGUGUGUGAUGGGUGGUCACUGCCAAACCCUGAGUACUACACACUCCGCUAUGCAGAUGGGCCGCAGCUCUAUGUCACCGAGCAGACCCGAAGUGACAUUAAGAAUGGGACAAUCUUACAGCUGGCUGUCUCUCCGUCCCGGGCUGCCCGCCAGCUAAUGGAAAGGACCCAGUCAUCCAGUAUGGAGACCCGGCUGGAUGCCAUGAAGGAGCUGGCUAAGCUCUCGGCUGACGUCACUUUUGCCACCGAGUUCAUCAACAUGGAUGGCAUCGUUAUGCUGACAAGGCUCGUGGAGAGUGGAACCAAGCUUCUGUCUCACUACAGUGAGAUGCUGGCAUUCACCCUGACUGCCUUCUUAGAGCUCAUGGACCAUGGCAUUGUCUCCUGGGACAUGGUUUCAAUCACCUUUAUUAAGCAGAUUGCAGGGUACGUGAGCCAGCCCAUGGUCGAUGUAUCCAUCCUUCAGCGGUCCCUGGCCAUCCUAGAGAGCAUGGUAUUAAACAGCCAGAGCCUGUACCAGAAGAUAGCAGAGGAAAUCACCGUGGGACAGCUCAUCUCCCACCUGCAGGUCUCCAACCAGGAGAUCCAAACCUAUGCCAUCGCUCUGAUUAACGCGUUGUUCCUGAAGGCCCCCGAAGACAAGCGACAGGACAUGGCCAACGCCUUCGCACAGAAGCAUCUUCGGUCCAUAAUCCUGAACCACGUGAUCAGAGGGAAUCGACCAAUCAAAACAGAAAUGGCCCAUCAGCUCUAUGUCCUUCAAGUCCUGACCUUUAACCUUCUGGAAGAAAGAAUGAUGACUAAGAUGGAUCCCAAUGACCAGGCUCAACGAGACAUUAUAUUUGAACUGAGGAGGAUUGCAUUCGACGCAGAGUCCGACCCUAACAAUGUCCCCGGGAGUGGGACUGAAAAACGCAAAGCCAUGUACACCAAGGACUAUAAGAUGCUGGGGUUUACUAACCAUAUCAACCCAGCCUUGGACUUCACCCAGACUCCUCCUGGAAUGCUGGCUUUGGACAACAUGCUGUACCUGGCCAAAGUCCACCAGGAUACUUACAUCCGGAUUGUGUUGGAAAACAGUAGCCGGGAGGACAAGCAUGAAUGUCCCUUCGGCCGCAGUGCCAUUGAGCUCACCAAGAUGCUCUGUGAGAUUCUGCAGGUCGGGGAGCUCCCAAAUGAAGGGCGCAAUGACUACCACCCGAUGUUCUUCACCCACGACCGAGCCUUUGAAGAGCUCUUUGGAAUCUGUAUCCAGCUGCUGAACAAGACCUGGAAGGAAAUGAGGGCAACAGCUGAGGACUUCAACAAGGUUAUGCAAGUCGUCCGAGAGCAGAUCACCCGGGCUCUGCCCUCUAAACCCAACUCCUUGGAUCAGUUCAAGAGCAAACUUCGUAGCCUGAGCUACUCAGAGAUUCUGCGGCUGCGCCAGUCUGAGAGGAUGAGCCAGGAUGACUUCCAGUCCCCUCCAAUUGUGGAGCUUCGGGAGAAGAUCCAGCCUGAGAUCCUGGAGCUGAUUAAGCAACAGCGCCUGAACCGGCUGUGCGAGGGCAGCAGCUUCCGAAAAAUCGGGAACCGGCGGCGGCAAGAGCGGUUCUGGCACUGCCGCUUGGCACUGAACCACAAGGUCCUACAUUAUGGCGACUUGGAUGACAACCCUCAAGGGGAGGUGACAUUCGAAUCCUUGCAGGAGAAAAUUCCUGUUGCAGAUAUUAAGGCCAUUGUCACUGGGAAAGACUGUCCCCACAUGAAAGAGAAGAGUGCCCUGAAGCAGAACAAGGAGGUGUUGGAAUUGGCCUUCUCCAUCCUGUAUGAUCCUGAUGAGACGUUGAAUUUUAUUGCUCCUAAUAAAUAUGAGUACUGCAUCUGGAUUGAUGGACUCAGCGCCCUCCUGGGGAAGGACAUGUCCAGCGAGCUAACCAAGAGCGACCUGGACACACUGCUGAGCAUGGAGAUGAAGCUGCGGCUUCUGGACUUGGAGAACAUCCAGAUCCCCGAGGCACCACCACCAGUCCCUAAGGAGCCCAGCAGCUAUGACUUCGUCUAUCACUAUGGCUGAGCAGGAAGGGACUGGGGCCCAGGAGAGACACUGGCAGCCUGUGCCUUGCCCUCCAAUUGAACAAACUCUAUAGUGAUCGCGGCAACUGCUCCUCAAACCCACUGGGACCCAGAGCUUCUCUUGGUCCCUUCCACUAGGAGUCAUGAAGUCAGGGCCUGCUGCCCUCCUCAGCACCACAGAGCCUGGAGGGGUGAACUCAAGACGCUCUUGCCUCCCACCCUGAGUCUGCAUCUGGAACUGGACAUACUGCCGGCCACCCCCUUUCCUUUUGAGCCUACUCUCUGGUUUUACUGGAGAACUCAUGCAGGCUGCAGCUGGCCCAGGAAAGGCUGCCCAUGGGCACAUGCAUCCUGGGGAAGGGGAGAGCCUUGGAGUGACUGUUUUCAAGUGGUUCAGGCAGGGCGGGGCCUUGAGCUUUUGCUUAAUAAGCCUCUGAAGGCUCGUUCCAACCUUAUCCUGUGCCAAGAUACUGCUGCCUCUGGGAUUUGGUCCUGACAUCUCUAGUCUCUAGAGGUGUCAGUCUCUCUUGCCCAUCCAGCUAUCAAAAAAGGUAGUAAUUUCCUCCCCAAGCACUCAGUCUCAUCCUAGCCAGGCAGAGGCUUCCAGCCUGAGGCUUGCUCUCUUAGGCUCCAGGAAUGCUGCAGGGAAAGUCAGACUGAGGCCUUCCAGCUCACCCUCCAUUUCUGUCUUCCUUGCUGAGGAAGAAUGUUCCCAUGCCCCUAGUUACAGGCCCAUGUGUUUGCUUUCCUGUUGGCCCCCAACCUGGGCAGUUUGCCUUCCCUUUAUCUCCUUCCUGGCACCGUGGUUUCUGCCAUUAGCCAUGACUUCAAGAAGCGGCUGGGGCCACAGCUGUGCCAUGGCCUUCUCUGGUGCUGCAGCACUUGGAGCACACACACAGCCUCUCUCCUUGGACGCAUGUUAACAUGGUGGUAUUUAGUACUGGUAGCCUGGCAUGGUAGGUACUACCCAAUGAAGAGUGUACUAUAUAUUUUCUUUACUAUAGGCCAUACUCAUACAGACUGUAUAUAUAUUUAUAUAAGAUCUUCCUGUCCUAGGAUAGAAUGUUUAAGGGAAAAUAAAUUUGAGAGCAGAAAUGCAGUGUUCUCAUGAACUAAGAAUGUAACCGGAGAGCAGCCAGGAGCUUCCUGUCAGUGACUGUGUUUUCAAUAAAUACUCUUUCAUGUA
Molecule: messenger RNA, 3463 nt
Organism: Acomys russatus (golden spiny mouse)
Lineage: Eukaryota; Metazoa; Chordata; Mammalia; Rodentia; Muridae
Gene: Elmo2
Product: engulfment and cell motility 2
Exons: 21
Coding region: 116-2278 (720 amino acids)
Biological process (GO): cell motility; actin filament organization
Source: RefSeq, a predicted model, not a curated record